CUGGUGUUACAGUGUAUGAUGGUAUAUAACACAGUAGAAGACGUUGCCUGUGGUUUCUCCCAGCAUGCAAUUCCACCUUCAACUGUUUCACUUUCACUCUUGAAUUAUUUGUGCCGGAGCUUCGUGCAGAGGAAGACACGGUGAGAGGAUCUCCUGCUCUCAUUGUCACCAUGUUAGUGGCUCCUGUCCUGCUGCUGCUGCUGCUGGUUCCCUUUCCUCCCUCAUCAGGAGCACAGCUGCCAAACCAAGGCCAAGCCAAAGACCUCCCCAUAGCCACCAACGGUCAGCCCUUCCCCUGGGACCGCAUGCGACUUCCCAAAACCAUCUCCCCCCUCCACUAUGACCUGACCAUCCACCCUAACCUGACCACCUUGGAUUUCACCGGCGUUGCUCGUAUCGAGCUGGAUGUGCAUGAAGACACCAGCAUCAUCAUCCUCCAUGCCAAGCAGAUGCAGAUAUCCAACGUGCUGCUCCUGGCGCCUGAAGGCAUCAGGCCUCUUCACGUGUUGGAGUAUCCCCAUUUCCAUCAGCUCGCCCUGCUGUCAGACUCAGUCCUGACAAAGGGAAGGAAGUAUGAAGUUCAGCUGGAGUUUGCUGCCAACUUGUCUGACAGCUACCAUGGGUUUUACAAGAGCAGCUACCGCACCAGCAGUGGAGAAGUCCGGGUCAUGGCAUCCACACAGUUUGAGGCGACCUUUGCUCGUGGAGCCUUCCCCUGUUUUGAUGAACCUGCCUUUAAAGCCAACUUCACCAUCAGGAUCAUACGAGAGCCACGUCACAUAGCCAUAUCCAACAUGCCUAAGGUUAAAACAGUGGAGUUGCCGGGCGGUUUGCUUGAGGAUCACUUUGACACCACUGUAAAGAUGAGUACGUAUCUGGUGGCCUACAUUGUGUCUGAUUUCCUGUCUGUGAGCAAGACCACCCAGCACGGUGUCAAGAUUUCAGUCUAUGCUGUACCUGAGAAGAUCAACCAGACAGCCUAUGCACUGGAUGCUGCUGUCAAGCUGUUGGACUUCUAUGACGACUACUAUGAUAUCCCUUACCAACUUCCCAAACACGACCUGGCUGCUAUCCCUGACUUCCAGUCAGGUGCAAUGGAGAACUGGGGGCUGAGCACGUACAGAGAGGCAGGUCUCCUGUUUGACCCUGACAGGUCCUCAGCUUCAGACAAACUGGGUAUUACCAAGGUCAUUGCUCAUGAGCUCGCACACCAGUGGUUUGGGAACCUGGUGACGAUGGAGUGGUGGAAUGACCUGUGGCUCAACGAGGGUUUCGCCAAGUUCAUGGAGUUUAUUUCCCUUGACAUCACCUACCCAGAGCUGCGAGUGGAUGACUUCUUCUUGGAGAAAUGUUUUGAGGCUAUGGAAGUAGACUCCCUCAGCUCCUCCCACCCAGUCUCCACCCCCGUGGAAAACCCCAUGCAAAUCCAGGAGAUGUUCGACGAUGUCUCAUACGACAAGGGAGCAUGUAUUCUGAAUAUGCUGCGGGACUUCCUGACUCCAGAGGCCUUUGAGAUUGGCAUCAUCCAGUACCUCAAGCGCUACAGCUACCAAAACACUGUCAACAGCCACCUGUGGGAGAGCCUGACUAAUAUCUGCAGUUCAGAUGAUCUGGACGAAGGCCGACUGAAACACAGAGAAUUCUGCGCCAAACGCAACCUCCCCUCUGGAGCAUCUAAAUGGCACUCUGAUGAUGAGCUGGAUGUCAGGGCCAUCAUGGAUACCUGGACACUGCAGGAGGGCUUCCCGCUGGUCACUGUGGAGGUCAGAGGUCGUGAGGUCAGGCUGAGUCAGGAGCGUUACCUGAAGACAGACGACCCCUCCCUCACUGAAGGAUUCCUGUGGCAGAUCCCACUGACCUACAUGACCAGCGCUUCCAACACCAUCCACCGCUUCCUGCUUAAAACAAAGACUGAUGUCCUGUAUCUGCCAGAGGAGGUGGACUGGGUGAAAUUCAAUGUGGACAUGAGCGGCUACUACAUGGUCCACUAUGCAGGCGAGGGGUGGAACUCUAUAAUCAGACUGCUGCAACACAACCACACAGCCCUGAGUGGCAAUGAUCGUGCCAACCUCAUCCAUAACGUCUUCCAGUUGGUCAGUAUAGGGAAGGUGAGGUUGGACACGGCUCUGGAGCUGUCUCUGUACCUGUCCAGAGAGACUGAGAUCAUGGCUGUGACUCAGGGCUUUGGAGAGCUCGUACCUCUCUACAAACUGAUGGAGAAGAGGGACAUGGCUGCUCUGGAGAACCAGAUGAAGGGUUACAUUGUGGAUCUGUUCCGGGGGCUGAUUGAUCGACAGGAGUGGACUGACUCUGGAUCAGUGUCUGAGCGAGUGCUGAGGAGUUACCUGCUGCUGUUUGCCUGUGUCAGGAACUAUGCUCCCUGUGUGACCAAAGCCACCCAGCUCUUUAACAAGUGGAAGGACUCUGAUGGCACCCUUAGCCUCCCAGUCGACAUCACAAUGGCUGUGUUUGUGAUUGGAGCUCGAACACCAGAGGGGUGGGACUUUUUGUUUGAGAAGUACCGCCAUUCAAUGCAAAUGUCUGUCAAGAGCCGCAUGAAAUUUGCCAUGACUGUCACCUCACUGCAGGACAAGCUCAAGUGGAUGAUGGAGCAGAGCCUCUAUGGUGAGGUGAUGAAGACUCAGGACCUCCCAGACGUGGUUGUCUCUGUCGCCAAGAACCCCCAUGGCUACAAACUGGCCUGGGACUUCCUCCGAGCCAACUGGCACACCCUGAUCAAGAAGUUUGACCUUGGCACCAACACUGUAUCACACAUGGUGACAGGGGUGACCAACCAGUAUUCUACCAGGGAGAUGCUAGAUGAGGUACGAAGUUUUUUUGGCUCCCUGACUGAGGAGACAGGCUCAGAGAUGAGGUGUAUCCAGCAGACCUAUGAGACCAUCGAGGACAACAUCCGCUGGAUGGAUACCAACCUUCCUCUGCUGCAGGCCUGGCUGAACAAACGCAGCCACAAAGUGGCUCAUGAGGAUUUAUAGCACCAAGGGAAGCAAAGAGUCCAGUGUGGAUGAUUCAUGUUGCUAAAGGCAGAAGUGUAGACUGUAGUCACAAAGUGGGUGACUUUAUAUUUGACUACAACAAUGAAAAAGCCUUGCAACUCAACUCUGACUUGACAGCAAUAACUCCUGACUUGGACAAUUUAGAUUUUAGACCCAAAGAUUGAAAAACAUCACAAGUGGAAUGGACCUUGUGUCAUUGAAGUGCACAUUAUUUGCAAACUCCAAAACUGACUGAUCUUGACAAUGACUUUUUCACACUUCUGUAAACUGCAGCCUAAAAUAAUAAUAAUAAUAAUAGUAAUGUGAUGUUCAGCAGGUUAAGUGCUGUUCUCAGACUAGAGGUAAACUUCCUCAGUAUCUGAGCCUUAAGAAGUGCCUCACAGAACUCCCAUAUGUGAGAAGUAACAUCAACGAACAAUCUGGGUUCCUUUGUUGUUGUGAUUUUAAUAACUCAAAAAGUUUUUAUCCAAAAAUUAUUCUUUGUGAGUUGUUUCCCUAAUGAGAGUACUCUACAGUAGGCACAACAACUGAAUAUUUCCAUUUCUGUCUGUGUAUAUCUGUAUAUAAUUGUGGGUUAUUGUUCAUGUGUGUGAAGUGUGAGUGAGCUUUUAACUGAAAUCAAGAUGUUCAAAGAUGAGUGCAGUGUUGCCUGCAGUCUCUGUUGUUGCGAAGAUGAUAUUCAUUCAUGCUGUAUCAUAGCAACAUAAAUAGUGUACAGUGUUGUACAAAUACUAAAUGUUGCACAAAAGAAAUGUUCUGCACUGCCUCAGAUAUUUGAUUUUCCUCAAAUAUGCAGGUAUCAGAGCAUUCCUCAUGAAAAACAAAAACAAACAAAAGAUGGGACAUGCCCUUUAAAGAGGAAAGUCAAAAGGAGGCUCACUGCCUCCAGACUUCAGUAAAACUGCUGCAAAAUGUGGGAAUAUCCACAGCUACAGCUACAGCUACACCUGAAUGAACUCUGAAAAAAAAAUUGAGGGCAUAGAAAAAGUCAUCCUAAUGCACAUGUGUAUAUUUUUGUAUGGACCAAGUGCUUUUGAACCAUAAUUGAGAAAAGCAUGUUUAAAACUCUGCACUGAUUGAGUUUCCAGUAUUGGGAACAUGAAGUCUAAGAAGUCUAACACCAUCGAUGUAAACUUUUUAAAAAACUGUUUUUUAUCAAUCAUCAAAAUUGCUUUGAAUACAGAGUUAUUAGUAUGAAUCAUA
This is a messenger RNA of Lates calcarifer (barramundi perch), 4220 nucleotides long. Its product is annotated as endoplasmic reticulum aminopeptidase 1-like. Gene Ontology annotation, molecular function: zinc ion binding; metalloaminopeptidase activity; peptide binding. Gene Ontology annotation, cellular component: cytoplasm. The record is from RefSeq and is a predicted model, not a curated record. Gene Ontology annotation, biological process: proteolysis; peptide catabolic process. Lineage: Eukaryota; Metazoa; Chordata; Actinopteri; Centropomidae.